AUGUUGCAGAAGGCCUUUGGAGAUAAGGCUAUAUAUAAGUCGCAAAAAAAUGUUUACAAGUGGUACAAAGACUUCAAAGAAGGCCGAGAACGAGUUCAAGACGAACAGCGCCUCGGACGACCAUUAACAUCUACCGAUGAAAGCCACAUCAAGGAAAUCAAAGAUUUGCUGUUCGAAAAUCGUCGAUUGACAAUUAGAGACCUUGCUGAUGCUACGGAUCGACGUUGCAAUGAUAAUACUCCCUGGUGUAAUGAUGAAAAUACGAAUUUGGAACUUAGUCCCAAAUGUGUCAAUGCAAAGUCAAGAGACACGGUAGUGUCUUGUGCCAAGUACACGCAAGAGCAAAGUGACGCACACGGGUUGCGAGACCGACCGGUCUCUUUACGCGAAGCACUUAGUUGA
Molecule: messenger RNA, 402 nt
Organism: Harpegnathos saltator (Jerdon's jumping ant)
Lineage: Eukaryota; Metazoa; Arthropoda; Insecta; Hymenoptera; Formicidae
Exons: 2
Coding region: 1-402 (133 amino acids)
Source: RefSeq, a predicted model, not a curated record